This is a messenger RNA of Centropristis striata (black sea bass), 1822 nucleotides long. It is a transcript of the gene snai1b, whose product is annotated as snail family zinc finger 1b. Gene Ontology annotation, molecular function: RNA polymerase II cis-regulatory region sequence-specific DNA binding; DNA-binding transcription factor activity, RNA polymerase II-specific. Bases 285 to 1088 code for a protein of 267 amino acids. Lineage: Eukaryota; Metazoa; Chordata; Actinopteri; Perciformes; Serranidae. The transcript has 3 exons. Gene Ontology annotation, biological process: regulation of DNA-templated transcription. The record is from RefSeq and is a predicted model, not a curated record.
CACAUUGGGCACCUGUGGUGAGCGCCCUGACACACGGGGUGUGUCUUUGGGCGGAGAUCUGCCCACCCACCCCGCUGCUUCUCCCCUCUGGUUACUAUAUGAGGAGGAAACUGCGAUCCCUCAACACACUACAUUCAACUUUGGUCUCUCCAAGAGUUUUCUCUCUGUCCGACUGGAACCUGCAGCUGUCUGAAGAAGAGAUUUUUUUUUGGAUCUGAGCGAACAACCGUGGGAAUUAUUGUUGUCAUUUUUUUUUUAAUUUAUCGCUGAAGCCAGACCUCAACAUGCCUCGGUCUUUUCUUGUCAAGAAGUACUUUUCCAGCAAGAAGCCAUACUACAGAGAGAGCCAACUGGAGAGCCAAACUGCUUUUGUCCCAGAAAGCUUUCCACUGGCUGAACUCCCGAUGCAGAACAACAGCUCUGCCCUGACCUGCUACCCCACCAACCCCUUCUUCUCCAGCAGGGACGCCCUGCCUGCCCCCCUCUCCCCAGUCACCCCCGUGUCUCUGUCCCCUUCACCACUCGGCCCUCUGGACCUCAGCAGCUCUCCGUCCAGCAGCAGCGGCGAGGAAGAAGAGGAUGGGGGGCGCACUUCAGAUCCCCCCAGCCCGGAUAUCCUGCAGCACCUCUACCACUGUAUGCACUGCAGCAACAGUUACAGCAGCCUCUCUGCACUGUCCCACCAUCAGCUGUCCCACUGCGCUCCACAGCAGACACCUGCUCUGUCCGCUGAAGUCUCUGCUGCACGGCCAGCCUUCCACUGCAAACACUGUCCCAAGGAGUACACCAGCCUGGGGGCCCUAAAAAUGCACAUUCGCUCACACACUCUGCCCUGUGUAUGCCCCACCUGUGGCAAGGCCUUCUCCAGACCGUGGCUGCUCAGGGGACACAUCCGCACACACACAGGUGAGCGUCCCUUUGCUUGUCAACACUGUAACCGGGCCUUCGCUGACCGAUCCAACCUGCGCGCCCACCUGCAGACCCACUCCGAGGUGAAGAAGUACCAGUGUGGCUCGUGCUCGCGGACCUUCAGUCGCAUGUCGCUGCUGCACAAACACACAGCGUCGGGAUGCUGCCCCGCCUCAUAGAACCACAUUCCCUGAACUCUUCUCAGGAGCCGGUUGAAGCUGGUUCACGUCCCAAUAUUCACAGAGGAGUGUGGACAUUUAAGCCAUGUCAGGACUGUUGCUUUUAUACAAUGGCUUCCUAAGUGCCUUUUCCAGGACUCUGUAGGUAGUUUUUUGGGGUAUCUGCAGGACAUCUUUGCUGCGUGUAUGUGUGUGUGUGUGUGUGUGUGUGUGUGUGAUUUGAGGGCAGCUGGACAUCCAGUUAAUUCCCAGGAAACUCCAUCGGUGCCGGCCGGUCCGGGACUCUGGCCAUGUUGCAGCUGCCAGGGUGUGUUUGUGUGUGUGUAUGUGGGGAUGUCAUUCCUCACCAUACUAUACAUGCAUGGCAUAUGUGUGUGUAUAUGAGCAAGUGUGUGUGUUGAGACAGCUGUCUGUGCAUGGUGUACUGUGGAGGCGGGGCGCUGAGAGACAUGUUAGCUGUGACCUCGACAACAGGUGACCCUCCUCAUGCCACACACUUCCCACACACACACACACACUUGUUGUGUGUUACGGGAGGUGAAAGGACCACUUAAACUUGACCAAAAAAAUGCAACUUCUUGGCUUCACUGAUAUUGUCAUUUUAAUGUCAAAAAUGACAUUGAGACAUGUUUUUUGGGGAUGCAGUUUUUAUAAACAAUUUUUGUGAAAAUACAUUUCAAAUUCAAAUGUGCCUUUUUCUGCUACAUGUAAAUAAAAGCUUUGUUAAAAAACAA